Prorocentrum cordatum is the source of this 469-nucleotide messenger RNA. Lineage: Eukaryota; Dinophyceae; Prorocentrales; Prorocentraceae. The record is from the annotation of a GenBank genome assembly.
CAGCGGCCAGGCGGGCUGCACUCCUGCGCCGUCGAGGCGGGCGGCGGCGCCGUGUGGUGCUGGGGCUGGGGCGCGGCCUGGCGCCGCGACGCGGACGCGAACAGUUCCGCCUCGCCGGUGCAGGUGGCGGGGAUCCAGGACGCCGUGGACGUCGCCUGCGGCUACCAGCACACCUGCGCCAUGGAUCGGUACGGCGCCGCGACGUGCUGGGGCGAGGCGGUCCAGGGGCAGAGCCAGGAGGACCGCGAGAUGUGGGACCAAUUCUUGGCCUGUGGGCUCGGCCUAAGGCAGUGUAUUGGGCCAGGGCGACCAGUGCACGACCUUCCCCUGGGACGGUGUGACUCCUCCUCCUCCUCCAGACUGACGCGGAGGCCGUGGUCAACAGCUUCUGGCCCUCGCCGUUCGGCGCGGCGUGGUGAUGCCUGGCGGGCCGUGGUGCUGUUUGCGCCGUGGCGCGGCAUCUCCAGAA